This is a messenger RNA of Dunckerocampus dactyliophorus (ringed pipefish), 4750 nucleotides long. RefSeq names its product epsin 2 (gene epn2). The record is from RefSeq and is a predicted model, not a curated record. Gene Ontology annotation, molecular function: phospholipid binding; clathrin binding. Lineage: Eukaryota; Metazoa; Chordata; Actinopteri; Syngnathiformes; Syngnathidae. The transcript is spliced from 11 exons. Gene Ontology annotation, biological process: endocytosis. Gene Ontology annotation, cellular component: clathrin vesicle coat; plasma membrane; endosome. Bases 631 to 2364 code for a protein of 577 amino acids.
CACACCCAUCCCUGGCUCUCCCCCUCCCAAACCGCCCGCCAUGUUCUGGAGGAGGGGAAACCUUUAGCCUGCCUCUAGCAUUAGCAUUAGCAACACUUUAGCUAGGCGGGGGCGCAACAAGCUUUUUGAACGCCGCAAUAACUACACUGUCUUGAUUCCCCCCCCUGCACUCGAGGAAGAUAUUUAUGGGUCUACAGCCCUGGACUAUUAUUUAAAUCAAACCCAGGUCGGGAUAUACGGACUUGAACCUUGAUUUCCAAGACCCAAGCUUUAUGGACUGAGCUAUUGCAGCCCCACUUUUGAAUGUUCUGUGCUGCCCCCACUUUGUGGCCUGCUGGCACACCUAGCAAUGGCAUGGUCAAAAGUACUGCCAGCACUUGGUGUGUGGAGAUGGUUUUAACAGACGUCGUUCUGGAGGACUCGGGAACACUGCACUGGCGUGGAGAAGCCUCAUAAACUCUUUAUCCAGCACACACUUUUUUUUUUAGGCGAGGAGACGCUUAACUCCUACGUGCUGUGAGAAAGGACACAGACUUUUCACCUGUCGCAGAGUUUUUUGGCGUGAAAGCCCCUCUCCUGUGUGAGAGUUUCCGUUGUUUAUCAUCUGCGUGUCCCGACUCAACCGCCGCAAUGCCAAGCUCCACCAUCCGUCGGCAGAUGAAGAACAUGGUGAACAACUACUCCGAUGCAGAGAAGAAAGUCAGAGAGGCCACCUCCAACGAUCCCUGGGGCCCCUCCUCUUCGCUUAUGUCUGAAAUUGCCGACUUAACCUACAAUGUGGUGGCCUUCAGCGAGAUCAUGAGCAUGAUCUGGAGACGGCUCAACGACCAUGGCAAGAACUGGCGCCAUGUCUACAAAGCACUCACCCUGCUCGACUACCUGAUCAAGACCGGCUCGGAGCGAGUAGCCUUGCAGUGCAAGGAGAACAUCUUUGCCAUCCAGACGCUGAAGGACUUCCAGUACAUUGACAGAGAUGGUAAGGACCAGGGCAUCAAUGUGAGGGAGAAGAGCAAACAGCUCGUGGUCCUUCUCAAGGAUGAAGACCGCCUCAAAGGAGAGAGGUCUCAGGCUUUGAAGACGAAAGAGCGCAUGGCCCAGGUGUCCACUGGGAGUAGUCAGAUGGGCUUUGGUCGAGGCUCUUCCCAGCCCAACCUCUCCACUUCAUACAGCGAAGAGUACGGCAGGUCAGAGGGCUCGCCUGCCUCCUACCAUGGCUCCACAUCUCCCAAUGCGGGCUCAGAACUGGAGCAAGCUAGACCUCAGACCAGUGGUGAGGAGGAGCUACAGUUGCAACUCGCUCUGGCCAUGAGCAGAGAGGCAGCAGAGCAGGAGGAGCGCAUACGCAGGGGAGAUGAUUUAAGACUACAGAUGGCCUUGGAGGAGAGUAAGAAAGAAGGUCCAGGCUCGGGCAAACUGACUAGAAAGAAAAAAGAGCCACAGUCCUCUCUGAUGGAUUUGAUGGAUGUCCCCGAGCCAGGUGCUACUGCUGACCCGUGGGGCGCAGGAGCUACAGCUAAAGGGGACCCCUGGAAGCCUUAUGGUUCUACUCCUAAGGCGGCAGCCUCAGUGGACCCUUGGGGGGCUCCUACCUCUGUUCCACCCAUGAAGAGCAGUGAUCCCUGGGCAUCGAACUCCACUCCUGCAUCUGAUCCCUGGGGAUCAGCAGGCACUCGCCCCAAGGCUUCCAACACAGGUAGCUUUGACCUGUUCAGUGAAUCCAAUGGUACGUCCAAAGAGGACUUCUCAGAGUUUGACAGCCUGCGCUCCUCCUCCUCUGUCCCUGCUGGUGAUGGUGGUAUAGCAUCUUCUAUUCCUUCCCAAGCCAGUCUUGCUAGCAGCAGCAGCCUGGACAUCUUUGACCCCCUUCCCACUUCUAUUUCUACCACCACAAAUGCAACCAGGAAGACUCCAGAGUCCUUCUUAGGACCCAAUGCUGCCCUGGUCAAUUUGGAUUCUUUGGUGACCAAACCAACCCAACCCGCGCCAGCAUUCAACCCAUUCUUGGCUUCAACAGGUGGCGCCGCUCCAGCUUCGUCCGCCCAUGCCAAUCCCUUCCAAGUGAGCCAGCCCGCUCCCCCGACCCUCAACCAGAUGCGAGUCAGCCCCAUGCCUUCGGGUUUCGGCGCCGGCAUAGGAGAUUCUAUGGCCAUGUCCUCUUUACCCACCCAACCCAUCACCAUGGUCCCUUUGGCAGGCAUGGCCCCUGUGGGCCACCCGAUGCCCGGAAUGGUGGUCGGCGCUAUGGGUGGCAUGGGUACAAGCGCAGGAAUUCCUGCUUCCAUGUCCAUGCCCCAACCCCUGAUAAGCAUGCCGCCCCAGGCUGGAGCGCAGCCCACCGGAGCCACCAACCCAUUCCUUUUGUGAAGGGAUGACUGGGGGGGAACAUCUUACCCCCACACCACCUUCUUCACACCCCUUCUUGAACAAGGAGAUGUCUCGUCCCAUUUAGCCCUUUUAUAACCAACUUCCAGCAAGGUCGUAGACAAUAUGUGACAUCUUUCUAACAUCACCACACUCUUCCUCUUUUCUCUCUCAAUGCUACGAGCUGCCUAGUCCUGUGUGUUUCAUUUCCAUCUGACACUGAUGUAGACCGCUGUCCAGUUGGCAUCUGACUGUAGAGUAGCAGGGGUGUUUACAGUUUGUUUCCCCCUCCCACAGAGGCAGGUCGACUUGUCUGUCACCCGCCUCCCUUCCUGUAGGACUGCUCCUUUCUUCUGCGGAGUGACAGAAACCUGACUAUACUAACGCCAGGAUCUUAUCUCGUCACCAGAGCUAAUCUUUUAUAAGCCCUGUCAGCUGAUGUGUGUGUGUGUGUGUGUGUGUGAGAGAGUAUAUAUGUGGUUGCACAAACUAGUGCUUUUACACUGUGUAUCUUCCAGUGGGCUUUUCCGUCAUUACUGGAGUUAGAAUGAUAGAGACACUCCGAUGUGUUUAUACUCUGUGUGGAUGAGUGCGUGUUACUAAGCAGGGAUUUUGCACAUUUUUUGUUUUUUAACAAUUUAUUUUGGCGACUGUUUGGGCUCACCAUUACACCUUAGCUUAGGGAAGGGGGGGGCUAGCCGCAAAAAGAACGAGACAACUCACGCUUUUGACUUGCCGUGUACAGUACACGCUCCCAUCUCAUCUGACGUCGUUGACAUGACUUGCUCCAUGUUGACGUGUAACCUUACGCCGCUCCACCCCGUGUGUGUGUUGACAUAAAUAGAUGAACUGUGAUAGCGUCAGUAUUCAGCAGUGUUGAGGCAUUGUUGUUUUGAUUUGUUUCUAGGGUCAAAGGGAAGAGGGUGUGUGUGCAUGAGAGAUGAUCAGCUUCCACGUGCACUCAAAUUUGUGUGUAGCUUGGCUCCGCAGCGGGUGACAAGCUGCACAGUCAGCCACUCGGCAACGUGAAGAGUGGAUUUACUGUGACUUAACCAUCCCCAGUGACUGGUGCACACACACACACACAUAAACACACACUUGUGCUGGUCUUCUGAUAGCGUGGAGAAUCCUGCAGCAGAACCAAGAAACAAAAUGUUCCUGUGAAGAGGCACGGUGUUUCUACACUAUCGAGGCGUGCACUAGCUGCAUUCUCUUUUAGUCGAGCGUUUCACCCAACGGAUCAGCUCUACUCUUAGAAGCACAACUGUUACCAAAGUCAUAGCGAUUGCCAUCUCCGAGGAUCUUCACUGGUCAUCCGUUUUGUUUCUGUUAGCCGAGGCACACUCCCAUUGUUACUUUUUCUCUAUGUAGUUCCGAGCUAUUUUUUAAGUUUGUGUGAAAGUGUUACUGUUGGGGAUUACUUGCAGUUUGUAGAAAAGCCGAGCGUCUGUAGUAAGAGAUGAUCUGUCUCUUCACUUGUCUAUCACUGCCAAUGUUUUAACUGUUUAAAGUGUUUUGUGUCCUUUUUUGGUGUGUUGGCGCCCCCCUCCUAGUCUGAUUUGCUGUGCUAGGACCCUUCAUGUUUCAUUUAAUUGCAGACCUUUAUUUCUCUCAGGCGAAAGGAGGGGCAGCUUCAGCAGUAUAUGAAGCGGGUGAGGCAGAGGAAAGCUGGUGUUUUUUUUUUUUUAUGCUUGCCUGAGGAUGGAUGAAUGCAAAACGUACAAACAAAACAAAAAUAUAUGCAAACAUCAAAAAAAAAAAGAUAACGCCUGAUGUGUUUUGCAAAGUUAGAUUUGCUAAUAGUGUUGUUUAUUGUACUGCUACUAGUGAUGCUUUCUGACUCGCCUUGGUUUCACUGCCGCCGGAGUUAGGAAAUAUUAAAGUCAUGGGGGGGGGGGGGGGGAUGAUGGAUUUAAAGAAUGACACUGCAAAUGACCACUUUUUCUGACGGGCUCACAGCGAGGGCAGUGAAAAUGUGGCCUGAGUACGAGGAGCUCCUCACUAUGUAUUUACUAUGCUUUUUAUCAAGAGGACUAACUGACCCUACAGACUGUCUUGUCUUUUAUAUGCAUUAAUAGCCACCUUCUUUUUCCUUUCUCCACGUCUUGUCUAGUUACCUUUCUCAUAGUACUGGGAGCAGGCUGCUUUUCGUCGGAUACAUGCUCAAUCUGUCGGCAUUAUAACUGUAUAAUAUAAUUUAUCAUGUGUACUAUUGUAACAUACCGUUCUUCUGUUGACCUUAUUUUUCCAGCGUCAUGGGUUUUUGUAGGAAAAGUCACCGUGGAAUUUAACGGCAUCUAAACAAAGAAAGGAGCGCAGCAGGCCGCACCCUGUUGGAUGAGGACAAGUGUAGCUGCAUUGGUUCAAAAUAAAAUGUAUAUCACUUCAA